AUGCCCUCACACAAUCCAGACUAUCAUGGGGGAUGGCAAUCCGUUACAUUCCAGAAUCUGGCCGAAGCCGUGACCUAUACGUGCUGCUGGAUAGAGGAUACGAUUGGUCCCUCUGAAGAAGCGGAGUAUAUUGCAUAUAUAGGCGGUAACGAUAUCCGAUAUGCGAUAUUGAUACUAGCUUGCAUGAAAACAGGCUACAUACCACUUCUCUUGUCACCUAGAAAUUCAGACAAUGCCAACAGGCAUCUUAUGAAUAUCUCCAGCUGUGAGAAAUUUAUAUACAGCGAAGAACGUCGAAUGGUGAAAGACAGAGUUGAGAAGGCGAAGCCAUCGACCAAAUCCUGGAUGAUACCUACUCUGGAGCAGAUUCUUGAGGCUCCUGUCAGCUCCCGCAUUUACCACAGCGCAUGCAGAGAGCACGAAAACGACAUCUGCCUAGCCCUCCAUAGCUCAGGCACAACUGGCCUCCCAAAGGUAGUCAAUCUUACAAACGGCUAUCUCCAAUCAACAAGAAGACUAUUAAGCAUUCAAAAGCCUCCCGGACGGAAACUGGCCCUGCCAGCUGCAUUUGCGGGUCCCACGUUGAACACAGCUCCAUUCUUCCAUAUUUUGGGUUUCUACGCUAUCUUUGAGUCUAUUUGCCAUGGAAUGACUUUUGUGAAUUAUCCAGACGGACCAAUUACAGAAGAAGGUGUUUUAUCUGCCCUAUCUACAUCUGGGGCAAGAUGCGCAACCUUUCCGCCAUCCGCUCUUGAGGAUCUCAGUAGCUCCAACGCCUUCUUGAACGAAAUUGUCAAACUCGACGUGAUACUCUAUGGUGGAGCUGCUCUAUCAUCUGAUGUGGGCAGACGACUGACUCAGCGAACUAAUGUCGUCCCCGUUAUUGGGUCUACUGAAACAGGCCCGAUCUCAUCACUUGCACCAACUGAUAGAGCGAAAUGGGAAUACUUUGAGUGGAACCCAGAAUAUGGCAUUGAUAUGCAAUCAAUCGGGGAUGGACUAUACGAAAUGGUCAUCCCUAGACCGAAAGCUCGGGAUUUCCACCCGGUGUUCCACAUAUAUCCAGACUUAUCUGAAUAUCGAACAAAGGAUGUAUUCUCUCCUCACCCACAGCAUCCAUCCUUAUGGAAAGCGGAGGCACGACUGGAUGAUGUGAUUGUACUCAGUAACGGAGAGAAGUUCAACCCGAUCAACAUGGAGAGGCAGAUUGAAAUGGAUCCACUAGUAUCACGCGCCCUUGUCGUCGGCCAAGGGAGCUUCUUGCCUGGUGUUAUUCUUGAACUUAAUUGGGCCCUUCUUGGCGAUAAGGAUUCUGAUGACCAGUUGAUUGAAAGAUUAUGGCAAAGUGUCAAAGAUGCAAACCGGUACGCACCUGACUAUGCCCAGCUUUCAAAGUCCGUCAUUCUCGUGGCUUCUCAAGACAGACCGUUCAGAACUACCUCAAAAGGUUUUACCGAGCGACAGGGUACCAUAAAAGAGUAUUCGGCAGACAUAUCUCGCCUACUUUCCAAGUCAGAAGACACCUCGUUGCGUCAAAACGUUGAUUGGUCCAGUGAUGAGCAAGUCACUUUGCAGAUCAACGGAAUGGUCUCUAACCUUCUAUCAGUCCGAGAAUUGUCUGACGAACAAAACCUCUUUUCUCUCGGAAUGGACUCUCUUCAGGUCGUACGUCUGGCCAGAAUGUUACAAAGUGCUGUCCAAUCCAUGUACGAUUCGGAACCAAAGCCAAACAUUGGGUCUCAAGAUAUUUACGCGCAUCCCACGAUUCGGCAGCUGUCAACGUACAUGCAGUCACUCAGAAGUGUUAGCAAAGUGGACCCGGAAGGAGAAAAUGGCCAAAGGAAUCAAGGCAGGAGUAUGAUAAUUGAUGAACUCAUUGAAAAGUACACCCAGAACAUUUUGCCUCCCUCUAUCCAGCGAGUGAGGCCGUCUCAGAUUCGCACCGUGCUCCUUACGGGGUCUACUGGAUCAUUAGGAAAUUAUCUCUUACACGGCCUGAGUCGAGAUCUGGGAGUUUCCAAGAUCAUCUGUUUGACUAGGGAUGCGGGAGCGGAGGAUCGACAAGUCAGAUCGCUAAAGGAAAGGGGCCUCGUUAUUCGAAAUGAGGUAGAUGUUCAGUACCUUGUCGCUCAUGAGAGCGAGCCAAAUCUUGGCCUUAGUCCAGAUACCUAUCGUGCACUCUCGGAAACUGUGGACAUCGUGAUACACAACGCAUGGAAAGUCAAUUUCGCAGAGAAACUCGACUCAUUUGAACCUAACAUCCAAGGAGUUCGUCGAAUAAUCGACUUUUGCUUAGAAAGCAAAGACAACCCUCAUCUACAUUUUAUCUCUUCGAUCGAAUCCGUGGGAGAUUGGAGUGUGCAUCACAGUGAGCAGUUACCGGAGGAUACUGUGCUCGAUCUUCGUUCUGUCCCAGAGCGGGGCUAUUUCGAGUCCAAAUUUGUGGCGGAACAAAUAUGUGACGUCGCCGCCUCCCGCUCUGACCUGUCUGUUGGAAUUCACCGAGCUGGACAACUUGGCGGGCCGACAACGAAGCUUGGUCACUGGAAUACGAAUGAGUGGCUUCCGUCUCUCAUUAAGACCUCGAAGGCAAUUGGGCUUGCUCCACGGGAUCUUGGGUGGUUGAACGUGGACUGGAUCCCUGUCGACACUCUAGCCACGAUCCUUCUUGAAAUUAUUACGGAUCACGCAAAACAGUAUACGAGCAAUCAACCGGCGUACUUCAACCUGGCAAACCCAUCAACAACAACUUGGGAGACUCUCCUUCCUGCGGUGACGAAGGCAUACGGAGUGAAGGUAGUUGAAUUGCAAGAAUGGCUUGAUGUGCUAGAUCAGAUUCAAGAUCCUUCCGACGAUGAAAUUACUCGAAUGCCCUCCCUCAAGAUCUUAGAUUUCUACCAUGGGUUACAGAACACGAGCAGGACUCUAUUGAAGCCAAGUACAGAAUAUUCCAGGCGAUCAAGCCAAACCAUGAGAAGCCUGGAACCUAUAACCGAAUCUCUGAUGGACCAGUGGAUCAGGCAAUGGACAUUCUAA
Molecule: messenger RNA, 3036 nt
Organism: Penicillium soppii
Lineage: Eukaryota; Fungi; Ascomycota; Eurotiomycetes; Eurotiales; Aspergillaceae
Product: NRPS-like enzyme
Exons: 4
Coding region: 1-3036 (1011 amino acids)
Source: RefSeq, a predicted model, not a curated record